Molecule: messenger RNA, 402 nt
Organism: Diaporthe amygdali
Lineage: Eukaryota; Fungi; Ascomycota; Sordariomycetes; Diaporthales; Diaporthaceae
Product: cupin domain protein
Exons: 2
Coding region: 1-402 (133 amino acids)
Source: RefSeq, a predicted model, not a curated record
AUGGAGUCCAAAGAAACAGACGCACAAUCUCGGCCCUGCGAGACCAUCACCAUCCUAUACGAUUACGAGCUCAAGAACGCACCUGGGAAGUCCAUCGUCGGCCUCGAAGUCACAUACCCGCCAGGCGGCUUUACCCCACCCCACACACACGCAGGAGCCACAGUCGUGGCGCAUGUGACCGAGGGGAGCAUACUGAGCGGCAUGAACGGGAAUCCGCCCAGGGUGUACGAGGCGGGAGAGAGCUUCAUGGAGACUCCCAGCUGCCACCACACGGUUGGGGAGAACAACAGCAUUGAAAUCCCUGCGAAGCUUGUUGCGAUCUUUGUUGUGGAUACUGAGGUUGUGCGCAAGGGCUACGAGGGUCUGACGGUGAUUGAUGAGGAAUGGGUAGUAUCCAAAUAA